CGUGGCGCUCGCGCGUGUACGCGAGUCUACUCGGUGUAUUAUGACCAUAAUAAAUAAUAGACGCGCGAGGGGUACGAGAACGAAACAUUUCUGGGCUGCCGCCUAUGAAAACUGAAAAGGCUAUGAGAUCAUACAUCAUCUAGAUCUUAGAUCUACUCAGCCUUUUGUAGCAAAUGAUAUUGAUUGUGCCUCUGUUGUUUCGUUUCUGUUGACAAAAAAUACAACUCUAAAAUACUUGAUUAAAUUAAAUUCGGGAAUAUGGCAACGGCAGUCGAAACCCCGGAAGUGAGAGUAACUGGUCAACUUGUUCCCUUGGAAGAGUUUGAUAGAAUAAGAAAUGCUGUUUGCUUGUUGAAAUCAAAUACCAAAGACCAAAGCAAGUCAUGGAGUGCUUCUGGAUUUUAUGUAAAGGUGAAACUAAAAGGAAAAGAAAUUCAUUGCAUCAUGACAAAUUUUCAUGUAUUUCAAAAGAAACAGGAAAAUAGCGAUGAUAUGGUGGCUGUGUUUAAUCAUGAGUCAACUGAAAGGGAGCCUUUGGAACUUCCCCUUGUGCCAUUCACAUUAUUUGCGUCAAACACGGUACUGGAUUAUGCAUUGAUUCGAGUCAAAGAAAGUGACAUGAAAUCCGUAGGGGUGAAACCAAUACUGGCUGAUGACAGUAGAUUACCAGAUGUCCAUGAUGAUGAUACAGUGUACAUUAUUCAACAUCCAGAAGGAUGGAGAAAGCAUUUUAGUCAUGACAAAGUCAAGCGUGUUAACAAACCAUUUAUAGAAUACAAUGCCGAUACGCUCAGAGGAUCUUCUGGAUCACCUGUCUGUAUCUUGAAUGAGUCAAAACUUUUUCUGCUUGCAUUGCAUAGCUGUGGUGUUACUUAUGAUGGAGCUAACCCAAGUGCUUGGAAUAAAGGCGUGCUUCUUUCUGAAAUAUUGCAUCAUCUUCUCACUGGUUUAGUUCAAGAGCUUCCUACGCCCACACCUGGUGUUCCGGAUCAAAUGGAGAGUGGUAGUUUGGCUGUCGUAGGUAAGAAAGAUCCUGAUAACAGAGUCACCAAAGAUGAUAUUAUUUACAUAGCUAACGAUAUCAUCGGAGAGUGGAAGCAGCUUGGCAGAGCACUUGGACAUUCGGACAGCACUUUAAAAAUCAUUGACGCAGAUAAUGAUAAAGUGUACAAUAAAUCCUAUGAAAUGUUAAUCAAAUGGACCUAUAAAAUGGUGUCAAAAGCGACCUAUGGGAAUCUAGCGGCAGGCUUCUCUCACCCAACUGUAAAUAGGUUCGACUUGAUUGAGAAGUACUGUUAAAAUCUAUGUGUAGUAAUUUUAGUAGUUACCAUUGUCCCCUCCAUGGGAAGCAGACUGGCCCUCCCCUCAGAGGAAGCAAAACAGUCUAAAACAGAACGCCAAACAGCCGUCUAAAAAAAGAACGCCAAACAGUCUAAAAAAAAAGCGCAUGUGUCGUUAAGUGUUUUCUAGGUCUUUUAGCAGGUUUAUGUUUUAUACCGUGUUUAUGAGCUUGUAAUCGUUGCUAUUUUUAAAAUUGCUAUUUUUAAAAAAGAAUCACAAGUAUAAUUAGCCAAUGAAAUUCUAGAUGAAAUUCGAACUUCUAAGAAUUAAUUUUACACGGCGAUAGCAAGAAUAUAAGUAUUUGCAAAAAUGAGCGAAAUAAACAAUGUUUAAUGCUCACGUGACUGA
This is a messenger RNA of Dendronephthya gigantea, 1689 nucleotides long. RefSeq lists its product as uncharacterized. The coding region runs from base 259 to 1299 and encodes 346 amino acids. Lineage: Eukaryota; Metazoa; Cnidaria; Anthozoa; Malacalcyonacea; Nephtheidae. The record is from RefSeq and is a predicted model, not a curated record. Gene Ontology annotation, molecular function: protein binding. Gene Ontology annotation, biological process: signal transduction. The transcript is spliced from 5 exons.